Messenger RNA from Vigna umbellata (rice bean), 502 nucleotides. Its product is annotated as calmodulin calcium-dependent NAD kinase-like. The record is from RefSeq and is a predicted model, not a curated record. Lineage: Eukaryota; Viridiplantae; Streptophyta; Magnoliopsida; Fabales; Fabaceae.
GUAUCAAGAAGAUAAAAAUCCUGUGGUAGUUGAGACAAAUGUCUUUAAUGAGACUGAAAUCAUAUAUAUGGCCCUUAAUUCAAGAGUUCACCAUGAUGACAUGCUCCAAACUGCUGAAUUGAUGCAUCAAUCUUCCACACAUGUUGCAUUAUCUAAGCUUGUGACAGCUCUAAACGAGGGUAGAGAUGUAAUCAUGGUUGAUACAUUAUCAUGUGAGUCGUUUGUAAAGCAGACUAUUGUCAUGGCAAGAAAUAUUCACAAAUACCGAUAUCGAAUGGGAGUAGGAUAUAAAGUAGCUGAAGAUGGAACCGUCACUGAAAAUUACUGGGAGAAAUUACAUGACACAGAAGAAGAAAAUCAAUCAAAAGGAAUUUCUAACGGAGAACCAUGCACGCAAAAGCGUUAUAUAAUUUUCCUAUUUGGCGUGGUUUGUGCCAGUUAUCUUGCUAUGGUAGAAUCAUUAGGUAUACAUGCUUGUGAGUUGUACCAUGUUGCUAAUUAG